ACUGAAAAGACUGACAGUCGCGUCCUGUCAGCACUUUCUAUUUUCUUUUCUUUUCUUUCUUACUGGUUACACCAAACCAAACAAGCCUCUCAACGCCUCCGCGACACGCCCGCCUUCACCGCCACCUCCACCGACGCCAUUACCACAACCACCGCCACUACCACCAUUGUGCACUGUUUGGAAAUGGACGAUCCACCAUUGAAAUUGGAUGAAAGUUUGCAUGGAGAUUACAAUCAUUUUGUUUUGCUCACCAAGGAUACGAAACCUAUAUGCCGAGCGCAGUGCUUAAAUCCACCUGUUAAACUGCCUCAAAGUUGGAACUUACAUGAAAUUAUUCCCAAAGUUGAGGCUAAGAUCCCUGAUGAUUUACCUCAUUGCUUCCUACGGCCUGCUCCUGAGUGCAGUCGUGACAAACAUGAGUGGCAUAGAUUUUUGUCUUAUCUUCAGAAGCGAAACAUGGUUGGAAUAGCAAGAUUUGACUUCUGCAAUUUCUAUGUACUUCCUCCUGCUGAAGCUGACAACUUCAGUGAUGUUAGAGUUGCAUAUCAGAGAAUAUCCGAUAAUUAUGUUCAUCAAAAGCAUUGUGAAUCAGUUGUCGAUAGGAUUGAAGCAUGUCAAUUUGCUGGGGGUAACUUGGAUCCAAUUGAGACUUGUGGCAAUAGCAGCACCAUGUCUCCUCGCAAUGUUGAGAAGUGUACUUCCAGGAAAGGUGUGCAAAUGAAGACAACAGAUCCGGGUAUUGCUGAAGAUAAUGCUACAUCUUAUCUCAGGCUUCCACAGUCAGUUGAUGAUCACCUUCAUCAUGAGACAACAGUAAAACAUCGGGCUCAUGCAGUUAAACUGAACAAGCCAUUGAUGAAAAAUUACGUGCGGGCAGACCCAAGCUAUCUACAAACUCUUGGUCACGCGCAUUCGGGCUGGAUAUUUGGUGCAAUCGCUGAGCUUGUUGAUAAUUCUAGGGAUGCCAAAGCAAGCAGGUUGGAUAUUUCUAUUGAAACAGUAUUUUCAAAAAGAUCUGGCAAAAAGAUCCCCAUGUUAUCAAUUAUAGAUGAUGGUCAUGGGAUGACCCAUCAGGAGGUCAUGAGAAUGACAUGUUUUGGCCACAAGCAGCCUGAUGCAGAUGAUAUAGAUCGCAUAGGAAGAUUUGGUGUUGGAUUUAAGACUGGAGCGAUGAAGCUUGGUAAUGAUGCUCUUGUCCUUACUCAGACUAGUAAUUCCAGAUCUAUAGCCUUUCUCUCACAAUCCUUAAAUGAAGGAAAAGAUAAUCUAGAGAUUCCCAUUGUAAGCUACCUUAGAAAAGGACAACUUAUGGAGGUCGAUACGGAUAUCCAAUCUGAAGCUUUAGCAAAGUGCAACCUGAAAUCCAUUAAGGAAUUUUCACAUUUUGAUAAGUAUCUGAUUGGUGAAAAAGCAGGCAAGUUCCUUGACAACUGCACCGGAACACAAAUAUACAUAUGGAACUUGGAUGAAUGGGGCUCAGAUUACUGUCUGGAUUGGACCACUGGACUGAAUGGUGGAAGCACCUUUCACCAAGGUGACAUCCUUAUCCGUUCAAAAAGGGUCAGAUCUCGUCCUGGCCAGAUGACUCAAAAGGUGCCCUUAGAUUAUUCACUCAGAUCUUAUCUGGAAGUCAUCUUUUCAGUUCCACGAAUGAGAAUUUAUGUUCAAGGUUCCUUGGUUAAAAGUCGACCAUUGGCAAAAUCCUUAAAUAUGACUUGUGAAGCGACAGAUUAUAUCCUGGGAAAACCUGUUCAUUUAACGCUCGGUCGUAGUCAAUUAGAGUACGAACAAGCAAACUGUGGGAUAUUUUUAUAUUGGCAUGGCCGCUUAAUUGAGGCUUACAAAAGAGCUGGUGGCAUGGUGCAUGGAGAGGCGGGACGAGGCGUGAUUGGUGUCAUAGAUGUUACUGAUCUAAUGGAUAAUGGGACUGGACGUGUUUGGGUACAUAGUAACAAGCAAGGUUUUCAGGAUUGCGAGCCAUAUGUUCUACUGGAGAAUUGGCUAGGGAAAAAGGUUGAUGAAUAUUGUGAUAAAAAUUUGGAUCCGGUGCAGCUGAAAAAAUGCGGUGUCCUGUACAAGCCUGAUCAUGAGUGGGUUCAGUGUGACAAGUGUAGAAAGUGGAGGAUGUUGAGACCUGAAUAUGAUAUCAAGGAUUUACCUCUAGAAUGGUUUUGUUAUAUGGAACCUUUCAAAGGAUCAUGUGAAACACUUGAGCAAAAGGUUGAACGCGGGGUGAUUACAGUGUCCACAAAACGGUCUGGAUAUGAUAGAGAAGAUACCGAAGAUGAUGCGAUAAUUACAUCUGAAGGAAAUAGUGAUGAAGAUAAUGAGCAGAAAAAGAAGAUUGUGAAGCAAGGGUUAAAGAGGAAUAGAAAGGGACAUCCUAGAGCUUGUAAGAAGGUAUAGAUUAAUUGAAGGAUAUGAAUUGCAAAUUUUAAACUUUUUGUUGCAUUUGUAAAUAGGGAAGAUUACUUAAACAACUCUUCAAAAGUAGCUAUGCAUCCAUUUACCAAAAACAGAUGGCAUAUAUCACUAAUUAAAUGCUUCCAACAGAUGAAGGCUUCAUAUCAUUUGGCAAAGGUAAAUAUUAAAAGAACAACAUUGUUAA
Molecule: messenger RNA, 2608 nt
Organism: Mercurialis annua (annual mercury)
Lineage: Eukaryota; Viridiplantae; Streptophyta; Magnoliopsida; Malpighiales; Euphorbiaceae
Exons: 16
Cellular component (GO): nucleus
Molecular function (GO): zinc ion binding; ATP hydrolysis activity
Source: RefSeq, a predicted model, not a curated record